Messenger RNA from Arachis stenosperma, 2790 nucleotides. RefSeq lists its product as uncharacterized. The transcript is spliced from 4 exons. NCBI's taxonomy places the organism in Eukaryota, Viridiplantae, Streptophyta, Magnoliopsida, Fabales, Fabaceae. The record is from RefSeq and is a predicted model, not a curated record. Bases 184 to 2424 code for a protein of 746 amino acids. Gene Ontology annotation, molecular function: protein binding; zinc ion binding.
GAUACUGUUACGGAUUUGGGCGUGAAACAGAGGAAGCGCCUCCCUUUCUCUGUCUUUCUCUUUUUCUCCGAAUUGGUUCGGCCACGCCCACAACCAAAGCCUCCAACUUCAAGGUUUCUCCGCAAACACCAACAACGAUUGCAGCUUCCCAGGGUGCCUUCUCAUUCUGCCUUCAUUAGGGCCAUGGCUACGAAGAGGGUGAUAACUAUAGUUCAAUCAGGUGGUGAGUUUGUGGCAGACAAAGAUGGAUCGUUGUCAUACAAUGGUGGGGAUGCUUAUGCAAUAGACAUUGAUCACCAGACAAAGUUAGCUGAUUUCAAGUCAGAGAUAGCGGAAAUGUUCAACUGCAAUGCAAACACCAUGAUUAUCAAGUACUUCCUACCUGGCAACAAUAGGACACUAAUCACAGUAUCAAAGGACAAGGAUUUGCAGCGCAUGGUCAGUUUUGCUGGGGAAGCUACAACCGUUGACGUGUUCGUUAUUUCGGAAGAAGGAGCGGCUCGAAAUACGUCCAACAUGCCUGCUAGUAGGUCAAGCAGGACAACGGCGUCAGAAGCUAUCGUCCCUUGUGUUGCCCUUGUCGAAGCCCCUGCCGAUGUCACACAACGCAUGGAUAACCUUGAGGUGGAUGUAGCUAUUGAAGCCAUUUCAUGUUCUCUUCCUUCUGGGGCCAUUGAAGAGAGGCAUCAUAAAGCUGCACUACAAUGGGAAAAUACCAUCACUGGAGUGGACCAGAGGUUUAAUAGUUUCAGCGAGUUCCGUGACGCAUUGCAUAAAUACUCUAUUGCUCAUGGGUUUGCUUACAAAUAUAAAAAGAAUGACAGUCAUCGUGUCACUGUCAAAUGUAAAUCCCAAGGCUGUCCAUGGAGGAUAUAUGCAUCAAAAUUGUCAACCACGCAAUUGAUUUGCAUUAAGAAAAUGAACUCAAAUCAUACUUGUGAAGGAUCUGCUGUUAAAGCUGGGUAUCGGGCAACUAGGGGUUGGGUAGGAAGUAUCAUCAAAGAGAAGUUGAAAGCGUCACCCAAUUACAAGCCAAAGGAUAUAGCAGAUGACAUAAAGCGGGAAUAUGGGAUUCAGUUAAAUUAUUCUCAAGCAUGGCGGGCGAAAGAGAUUGCUAGAGAGCAACUCCAAGGCUCCUAUAAAGAGGCAUAUACCCAGUUACCAUUAUUCUGCGAGAAGAUAAAAGAGAGCAAUCCAGGGAGCUUCGCUGCAUUUACGACUAAAGAGGACUCAAGUUUCCAUCGUCUGUUUGUAUCAUUUCAUGCCUCAAUAUCUGGUUUCCAGCAAGGCUGUCGCCCUCUUCUUUUCCUUGACCAAACUCCUUUAAAUUCGAAGUACCAAGGGGAAUUAUUGGCUGCAACAGCUGUGGAUGGGAACGAUGCCAUUUUUCCCGUAGCAUUUGCCGUUGUAGAUGCUGAGACAGAGGAUAACUGGCAUUGGUUUCUGCAAGAGCUGAAGUCAGCAAUAUCACCAUCUGAGGAGAUUACAUUUGUUGCACAUUUUGAGAAUGGUCUAAAAAAUUCAAUAGCUGAGGUAUUUGACAAAGGCCACCAUGGAUAUUGUUUACGCCACCUUGCUGACAAACUGAACAAGGAUUUGAAGGGACAAUUCUCUCAUGAGGCCAGACGAUUCUUGAUUAAUGAUUUCUAUUCUGCUGCUUAUGCACCCAAAUCGGAGACCUUUGAUCGUUGUGUUGAGAACAUAAAAGGUAUUUCUCCUGAAGCCUAUGAAUGGGUUGUACAAAGUCAGCCAGAGCACUGGGCCAAUGCAUACUUUAGUGGAAUAAGGUAUAAUCAUAUGACAUCAAAUGUUGGACAACAAUUCUACAGUUGGGUUUCCGAGGCACACGAGUUGCCAAUUACCCAAAUGAUUGAUGUAUUACGUGGUAAAAUGAUGGAAGCAAUUUGUGCACGAAGGGAGGAAUCUAACCAAUGGAUGACCAAAUUGACACCAUCCAAGGAGGAAAUGCUUCAAAAAGAAACAUCAGUUGCUCGUUCACUUCAAGUGUUGCUCUUACAAGGUAGCACAUAUGAGGUCCGCGGAGAAUCCGUUGAUACUGUUGAUAUGGAUCGUUUAGAUUGUAGCUGCAAGGGAUGGCAACUCAGUGGACUGCCUUGCUGUCAUGCAAUUGCUGUCUGUGAAUGUUCUGAUAGGAGCCCAUAUGAUUAUUGUUCUAGAUACUUUACUGUUGAGAAUUAUCGGCAAACGUACACAGAAUCGAUUCAUCCCCUGCCAGAUGAUUUUGAAAAACCAGUCGACGGUGAAUCGACCAUGAUAGUUACAGUGACCCCUCCACCAACUAAGCGGCCCCCGGGCCGGCCAAAAAUGAAGCAAGUUGAAACGAUAGACGUAAUCAAACGUCAGCUUCAGUGCGGCAAGUGCAAAGGACUUGGGCACAAUAGGAAGACAUGCAAAAAUGUAUAGCAUGGUAAUCAUCAUUGAAGUAAACUACACAUCCGAAUUGUUUAGAACCACGGUAGAGAAUUGGCCGAGGUAGAAACACAUUUUGUGGCUGUUCCGGAUUUGGUCGGAUUCUUUGUCACCAAAAUUCUUUUUUGUUGGUUAUCCAGUGAUUCUUGUAAUAUAACGAGGAUAUUAGUUAGUAGUUUUUCUGCUAUUUCUCAAAUGUUAUCUAGCAGACUAGAAAUAGAAGAGAACAGAUUAGUCCAUUUUGUUAUAUAAGGUAGACGCUAAAUUAUCACUUGGCACUUGGCAGUAUAGGUAUUCCCUUGUUCAUAUUCAGUACUUAAUAUAAAUUUAUUGACUCAAUAGAAUCUCCAUUUCACUAAA